AUGACUUUCAUAGUUCUCCAGGUUGCCGCCCCAGUAGACAGUAGAAGUGUCUUGACAUUUGUAUUGAAAUUUCUGACCUUGGUGUUGGUUGACAGUUGUUUUGAGUUCCAGAUGUUGUUCAGUUGUAAAUAUGCUGCUCUUGCUUUGCUGGUCCGCGCUUUCACAUCUGCAUCAGAUCCACCGUAUUCAUCAAUGAUGCUGCCCACAUAUGUAAAGGUUUUUACAUCUUCCAAAUCUUCUCGGUCAAUUGUGACUGGAUUGGUACAUGUUGUGUUGUAUCGGAGUAUCUUUCUUUUCCCUUUGUGUAUGUUGAGACCUAGUGCUGCUGAGGCUACUGCUACACUGGUCGUUUUCUCCUGCAUUUUUUGUUGCGAUCGCGAUAGUAGGGCCAGAUCAUCUGCUUCUAGGAUAACUGGAGGUGGAAAUAAUAGUUUUCGUUAA
This is a messenger RNA of Schistosoma curassoni, 441 nucleotides long. The record is from the annotation of a GenBank genome assembly. Lineage: Eukaryota; Metazoa; Platyhelminthes; Trematoda; Strigeidida; Schistosomatidae.